This is a messenger RNA of Podarcis raffonei (Aeolian wall lizard), 2069 nucleotides long. RefSeq names its product SMAD family member 9 (gene SMAD9). The record is from RefSeq and is a predicted model, not a curated record. Gene Ontology annotation, molecular function: RNA polymerase II cis-regulatory region sequence-specific DNA binding; I-SMAD binding; DNA-binding transcription factor activity, RNA polymerase II-specific. Lineage: Eukaryota; Metazoa; Chordata; Lepidosauria; Squamata; Lacertidae. Gene Ontology annotation, cellular component: heteromeric SMAD protein complex. Bases 356 to 1783 code for a protein of 475 amino acids. The transcript is spliced from 7 exons. Gene Ontology annotation, biological process: anatomical structure morphogenesis; regulation of transcription by RNA polymerase II; SMAD protein signal transduction.
AGAGAGAGAGAAGGGAUUCCUGGCCGGGUUCCAGGUCGGCGCACUAAUACAAGCUGCGAGGCUCCCGCCUGACUGACGCCGGCGGAGGCUGCCUGCUCGCUCGCUCGCUGCUGCUUUCGCGCUGGCCCCUGCCGCCGCCGGGUUACUGCCGCCGCGUCCCUUUGCAUGAAUUGUCCGAUACUGGAAGACACAUGCGAUGAAAUAUCUCUAACACCACCUAGGAUAUGUGUGGACGAGCCUGAUUUUGAAAGCAGCUUUCCCCCCAGUGCCGAAAUUUGGGCCUCAUUUUUUUUUUUAAAGAAAGCUACAUAUCUGGGGUCUCGCUUUGCAAUCAUACGUAUUAUCUCCAAUUCAUAUGCACUCCAGCACCUCGAUCAGUUCUUUGUUCUCCUUCACCAGCCCGGCUGUGAAGAGACUGCUGGGCUGGAAGCAAGGAGAUGAAGAGGAGAAGUGGGCAGAAAAGGCUGUUGACUCCUUGGUGAAGAAGCUAAAGAAGAAGAAGGGAGCCAUGGAGGAACUGGAGAGGGCACUCAGCUGCCCCGGGCAGCCCAGCAAGUGUGUGACAAUCCCGCGGUCUUUGGAUGGGCGGUUGCAAGUGUCUCAUCGCAAAGGGCUGCCCCAUGUCAUCUACUGCAGAGUGUGGCGCUGGCCUGACUUGCAGUCUCACCAUGAACUGAAAGCGCUGGAAUGUUGCGAGUUCCCGUUUGGCUCAAAGCAGAAAGAAGUGUGCAUUAAUCCUUACCAUUAUCGACGUGUGGAGACCCCAGUGUUGCCUCCUGUUCUGGUUCCAAGACAUAGUGAGUUCAACCCUCACCUCAGCCUCCUUGCCAAAUUCCGGAAUGCGUCUCUUCACAGUGAGCCACUGAUGCCUCAUAACGCGACCUACCCUGAUUCUUUCCAGCAUCCUCCAUGCCCCCCUCUCCCAGCGUCCCCCCACAUGUUCUCUCAGUCCCCUAGCAGCAUGAGCUACGCUGACUCCCCCGGAAGUUCCUCUACACCAGGAAGUCCUUAUCAACUUACAGUCGAAACGCCACCUCCGCCUUACAACAUGAGAGAAACGCCCGGAAACCACCAUGGACGCUCUAUACAUGCAACCGCAGAGAAUCAGUUAGUCCUGUCAUUGCCCAAUGGAGGUAAAUCUGCCGAUGGAGAACCUGAAAACUUCCGGCCCGUUUGCUAUGAGGAGCCGCAGCACUGGUGUUCGGUGGCGUACUAUGAACUCAACAACAGAGUUGGAGAGACUUUCCAGGCCUCUUCGCGAAGCAUACUGAUAGAUGGCUUUACAGAUCCAUCGAACAAUAAGAACAGGUUCUGCCUUGGGCUGCUGUCUAACGUGAACAGGAAUUCCACUAUAGAAAACACCAGGAGGCACAUAGGAAAGGGUGUCCACCUGUAUUACGUGGGGGGAGAGGUGUACGCAGAGUGCGUGAGCGACAGCAGCAUCUUUGUACAGAGCCGCAACUGCAACUACCAGCACGGCUUCCACCCUGCCACCGUCUGCAAGAUUCCCAGCGGCUGCAGCCUGAAGAUUUUCAACAACCAACUCUUUGCCCAGUUGCUGGCCCAGUCCGUGAACCACGGCUUCGAGGUGGUGUAUGAGCUGACCAAGAUGUGCACCAUCCGAAUGAGCUUCGUCAAAGGCUGGGGAGCGGAGUAUCAUCGGCAGGAUGUCACGAGUACUCCAUGCUGGAUCGAGAUCCACCUGCAUGGACCAUUGCAAUGGCUAGAUAAGGUGCUGACGCAGAUGGGUUCACCUCAUAACCCAAUCUCCUCCGUUUCUUAAGAAUCCUCUACCAACCACCUAUGGGAUGCAGAACUUUCUCACCUUGCAGCCAACCUAAAUUUCUGUAUGUAGCUGUAAAUAUAUGAAGGUUUAUGUAUAUAGUAUAUUGUUGGUGGAUUUUUGUCAUGCUAUGUUCAGUGUUUUUUCAGUUCAUAAGAUGGUUGUAUGAUCCGUUGUGUUGCUUCCUGCUGACAAAGGUAUUGAUGUUUGGGUUUAGCAGGCCAGUUUGUGGUUAAUGGAAUAAGACCAGUGUUAUUUGUAUUCUAAAUAAAUAAAUAAAUAGAUA